AUGAAUUCGAUUAAAAAACGCCCAAGAGAUACUUAUGAUCAAGCCGAUCUACAAUCCCAUACAACGCGAUUGAACGAUCGUAUUAUUAAACAUCAACUACACAAUUAUGGGUCAGCUAUUGAUAUAUAUGAUGCAGUUGCGCGGACAUUAUUACCUUAUUGGGAAUAUAAUGAACGAUAUAAAAUUAAAAUUUUUAAACAUUUACGAUUGGACACACCUGGUAUUGCUAAUAUGGCACAUCAUGUUCGUGCUCAAUUACAAGCAUUACAUAAUGAAGAAAAAAGCUCGAUAACUAUUUGUGGUAUUGAUAUAUCGAGUGGAGCAACUUCUGUCUAUUUAGAAAGUUCUCCGCAUGGACGCACAUUUCAAAUAUUAUCGAAUAUACUUGGAAUUGAAAUUCGUCUUGUUACAUCAUAUAUCUAUGAGGAAAUUCUUGCCGUUAUACCAAACGAUUUGUUAGAAAUACAACCAUUAUAUAUUGCAUUUAACGAUGUUUCAAAGCAAUUUUUUAUGCUCGAUAAACCAGCAAAUGUAAAACGUGAUGAUUUAUUAGAACAUCAACAAACAAUUGAUCGUCUUAUUCAAAACUAUACUUUAAUACCAACUGUUAUAUCAACACCGAAUCCUCGUUGUUUAUCAUUGUUUCUAUGUAUUGCUCACAUAUUAAAAUCGACUGCCAUUGAUUUUCUUGAUACAUCAUCAUUAGCUAUGCAAAUUCGUGAUGCGACUUAUCAACAGAUAAAAUCAAAUUUUGAUCGCUAUGAAAAAUAUAUUCUUCCAUCCGUGUCGAAUAAAUCGAAUCAUGUUGAUAUUCGCCGUGAUAUUCAAUGGCUUAUGGAAACGAAUUAUUAUCGAUAUCAAUUAGAACGACCAAUAUUAUUUGCACUUGCACAUGUUCUGCAAUGUAAUCUAUUAAUAUUUUCAUCGUCGUCAUCAUUAGAACAACAACCCGAAAUAAUUGAUUACGAUAAUAAUAAUAAUAAUAAUAAUAAUAAUAAUAAUAAUAAUAAUCGAUCGAAUGAUAAUGAUAAAGUUAUUGUGUUGCUUAAAAAUGAAUCUACACAACGUUUUGCAAGUGCUCGAACAACGUAUCCAUUGAAUCAUUUAUUCGUUCGAAAAGAAUUCGACAAUUCAGCCGACGCAAUCUAUGAAACUAUUGAUUCUUCGCCAGUGUUCGACAACAAAAAUAAGUCAACAUCAAACAAUACUUUUUUCAGUAAAACAAAAGAUAAAUUUGUUACAGCUGUCAAUAAACUAGUUGACAAUUAUGGUAAUGUACCAAAAAAACAAACAUUUGGUAAUCAUUCACAACAGCGAUCGAACAAUAAUAGUAAUAACAACGAACGAACAAUACCAACAUCACCUAAUGAACAAAAGCCAUCGAGUACAAAACGGCCAGCUCCUUUAGCUGAACAUAUACUUCGACAACAGGAAGAGUCACGUUCAACGAAUAAUCAAACUUCAGAUGUAACAUAUGAAAAUACAAAAACUACGCUACCAACGCCAGUACCACGUCGAUCGACAACAUCAUCAACUCCAAAUAAAACUUCUCAACCUUCGUCAUCAAAUAAACGUCAAUUACGUGCUGUUCCUUACAAAGAUCGACAAACAGCGUUAACGAAAAUGCGCACAACAAAAACGCCAAUGAACAAAAAUAUAUUUUUUGGUGUUACUGUUGAAGAUGUUGAUGAAAGUACAACAGCCGAUGAAGCCAAUCAUGAUGAUGAUGAUGAUUCAUUUAGUGAUGAAGCCAUGGAUGAGCUGCAAACGGUUAUUCUCAAAGAAAGAACGAAAACAACGACACCAGCAACACCAAAAUCGUCAUCAUCAUCAGCAACAACAACAACAACAACGCCAAAAUCGUCAUCAUUAUCAGCAACAACGACAACGACAACAAAAUCAUCAUCAUCAUCAACAACAAAAGUAUCAAAUAAAUUACCUUAUGAUAAUCAUGGGCAAAAAUCAACAGCAUAUCAUUAUGAUCAUGAAGCACUUAAACGACAGCAACAAAGUCAUACUAAAGCUGAUGAAGACAUAUAUGAGAAUGAUCGUCAUCGAGAUGAUUUAAAUCGUGACGAUGAUAUUUAUUUAUCAACAUCAGAUAUUGUGCAACAAGAUCGAAAACAACUACAAUUAUUUAUUAAUGAUCGAACGAAUAUUAAACAGCAACCAGCAUCAAUAAGACAACAAGAACGUAAAACAUCAGCAACAAAAUUGCCUUCGACAACUACGAAUACUAAUGAUCGUCAAUCAUUUUUAAUUGAUAAAGACGCCGUUCUGGAAGUACUUGGCCAUAAUAUUGCGCAACGUGAUCGUCAUAUUCUUAUGAAAGUUCUUAAACAAGAAGAUAUUGUAUCGAAAGAAUGGGAACGCCUACUAUUUUUACUUGAUGAAUAUGUUAAUAAUCCAAAAAAAGAAAAAAAAGAACGUGGCUUAUACGCAUUAACAUUAAUGGAGAACCUUGAUCGACUCGGUUACGAUAUGCUUGAAAUACAAUCCACAGGACAUAAUCAUUUUAAAGCUAUUGCCAAAUCAAUAUUACUUAUUAUUGAAAUCAAUGACUGGUUCAGUGAACAUAUAUGUCGUGUAUUACAUUUGAAUGGACCAAAUGAUUCUCGUAUGGUACGUCAUUUAAGAAAAUUAUGUAUAAGAGAAUGGUCCAAAUAUCCAGAUGAAUAUCGAACAUUAUUUUCUCAACGCAAUACUACACAACAGCAGCAACAACAGCCGCAACAACGAGCAACAAUAGAUUUGGCACGUGAAUUAGAACGCUUUCGUUCAGAAGAUUAUUAUCGUCCGGAUAUGUGUGCGCUAGUGAAUCAAGCAUUAGCAACAGCUCUUGCCGUACCGGUUCAUAUUGUUCGUGCUGUACGUGAACCGAAUAGUCCCUUGGAAGUUUAUCUACCUAUGCGUGGUAUUUCUCGACCAGGCUUAGCAAUCGUACUUAUUGCAAGUCGUCCGAAUAUAGGCGAUGGUCAUUACGAUGUUGCAGUACUCAAAGGACAUCCUCAAACGUUACGUAAACAUCGAAAUGUAACAUUUGAUGAUAAACCUGAAGUUCGAUCAUUUGAAACAAAUGCUGACGAACAUCAACAACAGCAACAACAACAAAUGCUUAAAACCGCACAAACAAAUUCUAAUGCAUCAUUACAACAACAACAACAACAAGCAUCAAUAAUGAAUCCAGCUUUGUUAGCUGCACAUCAAGCACAAUUUUUUGCUAACCCAUUCAUGUAUACACCAUUUACAUUUGCUACUCCUCAACCACAACAAUCCCAACAACAACAACAACAACAACAACAACAACAACAGCAGCAGCAGCAGCAGCAACAACAACAACAACAGCAACAACAACAAUUACCAAGUUCGCCUUCAAUGAUUCGAGCUACCAAUCCGAAUACAGCAAAUAAUAAUCAAACGAAAUCGAAUAUCACCGGUGCUACAAAUUCCACAAUACCUGCUACAACUAUGAUGAUACAACCGCAAAUGCCAUUUAUUCAAAUGCCACAAGCACAACCAACAUUUGUUUAUACUCCACUAAUGCAUACAGCACAACAGCCAACCGCAACGAAUGGAACUGCUACCUUCUUUUAUACGCCAGCGAACUAUCCCAUGUGA
Rotaria socialis is the source of this 3618-nucleotide messenger RNA. The record is from the annotation of a GenBank genome assembly. NCBI's taxonomy places the organism in Eukaryota, Metazoa, Rotifera, Eurotatoria, Philodinida, Philodinidae.